Messenger RNA from Cylicocyclus nassatus, 1902 nucleotides. The record is from the annotation of a GenBank genome assembly. NCBI's taxonomy places the organism in Eukaryota, Metazoa, Nematoda, Chromadorea, Rhabditida, Strongylidae.
GCAUAUGAUCGAAGAACUGUAGCGGAGUUCUGCGCUAAAUCUACCAACAUGCUAAUACUAUUAUAUUUAUUCGUAUUCAUCACAGUUAGAGCACAAUUGGACAACUUUCCGGUAUACUGGAAUGUACCCUCGAAAGUCUGCUAUACUAGGGGAGUUGAUAUACCACUGCAAGAAUUUGGGAUUAUCUACAAUAAAGAUCAUGAGUUCCUUGGGGACCAAAUAGUUAUAUUUUAUGAGUACAAUUUCGGACAUUUUCCUUACUACUUGGAUUAUGAUCCUAACCAACCAGUCAACGGUGGUUUACCGCAGAAAUGUCCCUUUGACAAACACUUAGCGCUAGUGUCUAAACAAAUUCGCGAAGCCAUUCCACGCGAGGAUUUUGAAGGAAUAGCGGUGAUCGACUUCGAGGAGUGGCGGCCAUUGUAUGAGUUGAAUUGGGGUAAAAAAUCUGUGUACAAAUCUGAGUCCCUUCGUCUUGUUCGAGAAGAAUAUCCUACGAUCUCUGACAAAUCGGCCGAAGAAUUGGCGAAAAAAGAGUUCAACACAGCGGCAAGAAAGAUAUUUCUUUCCACUAUAGCUUUGGCACGACAACUUCGACCCUAUGCCCGAUGGGGUUUUUAUGGAUUUCCGUAUUGUAAUUACGACGCUGGAAAUGCUGAAUCUGACAUUUUGUGCAGUGAAAAGUUCAAGAGAAUCAAUGAUGAAUUGUCUUUCAUAUAUGAAGCCAGCUCAGCUUUAUUUCCAUCGAUUUAUCUUAGCCUCCAAGGCACAAGCGCUCAAAACUACCGUUAUAUUCAGGCCAUCAUGAUGGAAUCAGCCCGAAUCGCUGCAGUGCAAUCCCCGCCCCUCGAUGUAUACCCUUACACCAAAUUUGAGUACAACCCAUAUCAGUUUUUGGAUUCAUUUUAUGCAAAGAAAGAUGUCUGUAAUUCGCUAAAGCAAGCUGCAGAUCUUGGGGCACGGGGAAUAAUUUUAUGGAGCACUAGCAAGAAUAUGAAACAACGAUGCGAGGGUUUAUCGACGUAUGUACGAGGACUGUUAGGACCUACAGUAGCGUUGGUUCGCAAGAGAAAUCAGCGAUGUCGGGAAAAGCGAUGCUCAUCACACGGCCAGUGCGUUCUCCCAGAGCCAGCAACUCGGUGUACCUUUCGAAUGCAACCGUCAAACUACGUCUGUAGAUGCGACCCACUCUACACAGGAAACGACUGUUCAUUACGAAGACAUUUCAAAUGGAUUCACAAUAGGCGAGGGAAAAAUGCAACUGCUCCUAACGGCAAAGGCAACAGACGGGGAAGAAGGAGGAAAAUCAAAAAAUUGAGGUUCAUCAAGGUCUCCGGUGAUGCUGGGGGAAAGGCGGAAGAUGGUUCACCUGCCACAGCCAAAGCAGUUUUGGUAAACGUCGACAUAUCAAAGAACCAUGGGAAGGCUCGGCCACCUACGACCAGUGCAAGAACGAUCAUUGGUUUUCUCAAUGCCACUGCCAUGACGCCUAAGAUACUUCCGAAAACAACAACAUUAGACCUAUCACAAUUUGUAACCCCACCGCCUCUUGAUUUCCGAAUAGCUUAAAAAGUUCGUUUUGUGCAUACUUUUUUCUUUCACCAGAGCUUUCUCGGCUUUCAGCGCAAAUUUGACAUUAGGGGCAAUUUACGUUUAGGAGUUUUUCGGCCUCCCUAAUUUUUUAUUGGGGCAAGCUAGCGCUUUUAGUCAUGGAAAACAAAAUUACUGUUUUGCUUUUUGUUCGUUGCCAUCUAUGUGUAUACAUUCUGCUUAGGAACCCAUGGAAAGAUAAUUGAAAUCUAGUCUGUUGCGUGUAAGUACGCUUUUUUUUCUUAUUUGAUUAUAGAGAACACGUGCAGCUUUUUGUACAUAAUCUAAAAAGAUCAUUUGAAUACUAGUCAU